UCAUCGCACUCAGUCUUAGACCAACUAGCCACAAGCAAGACAAGCACCUUGAAACAGUAUAAUUCAAAAACCAUUACCAAAGAUAAACUCUAAAGCACAGUGGCAAGAAGCAUCUGCAACUACAGAACAGCCAAUUCCCACUUUACUGGAAAGACAAUCAUUCCAGUAACAAUGAAUCUGCCGACUAAGUCAGAGGUGAUGGGAUGGAACUCUGGAAACUUGGCUGACUAUCUCAAAAAAAUGAAACUGGUGGGGUGUGACCGAACAGUGAAGAAAAGCAAUAUGAGUGGUGCAAGAUUCUUGAAUAUGACUGAUAAGGAGCUUAAAAUGUUUCCUACGCCACAUAUUCCAUUUAUCACAAAAAUCUGCAAAGACAUUAACCAGAACAACAAAGAAAAGAAGAGUCUGUUUCAUAGAUCAGAUCAUCGGAAGCCUCCAAACCAAGAACCUACUCCAGGAGGUUGGGAUUCUGAUGAAUUUGACCAAGAGGAUAGUGACAACGACUACGAGGAGCCAGAUAAUAAUGAGUUUGAAGACAAUUACAUAUGUGCAGCCUCAGGUGACACUGCAGAAAAUGUAAACUCUGACGAUGACUAUGAAGCGCCUCCUAGUGAAAUACCAUCAGAAAUACCAACUCACUUUCGGGCUGCCAAGCCUAUGGGUGAUGGUGAUUACAUAGACAGUGGCCCACGUGGUUCUGCAAGACCACCCCAGGACAACAGUUCAGGUCGGCUUCCCAGAGGGCUUUUGAAUAUCUCGAAGCCUCCGUCAAGACCAGAUCCUUCUCCACAUAGACCUUUCAUUCCCCCUAAUCAAGCCAAACCUACUCCAGCAGUGCCAACAGUAGAUCGCAGUAAGAAACCUGGCUCAUCAAUAAAACAAACUGAGAAAUCAGCACCUAAAAAACACACAUCAAUGGCUACAAAACCAGCAACAUUACCUACACAAAGAUUUAACAUGCAACAGAUGGAUGACUUUCCUCCUCCACCUGUAGAAGUAAAUGAGAAGAUGGAGCAGGACAUGGAUCCACAAUGGUAUGUGGGGCAAAUAUCACGAGGAGAGGCCGAAGUCUCACUGAGAAAAGUGAGAAAAGAUGGCACUUUCUUGGUAAGAGACAGCUCAAAGGGCUGUGAAGAACAGCCUUACACACUCAUGGUACUGCACCAGCAAAAAGUGUACAACAUCCAGAUCCGUUUCCUUGGAAACAAGGAUGGCUAUUCCCUAGGAACAGGACUAAAUGGCAUCGAGAAUUACUCCAGUGUUACGGAGAUGAUCAUGCACCACAUGAAAAACCCAUUGUUUCUGAUUGAUGGACUGGACCGUGGAGCUGGAGCUCAGAAUCAGUGCUGUCUCAUGCACCCAGCUGGUUACUGACCCACACAGAAGAAAACCAAUAAACAUUAUGAUGAACAGAACUUUUAUGAAAUGUAAUGUUUCCAUUGUGUAACAGUUUAUUUAAUCACUCAACUCUCAGUUAAAAAAAAAAAAAUGAAUAAAUCAUAUUCAAUAUGAUUCAAUCGGACAGGACUGUCUACACUUGUUACAUUUAAGAUAAAUAU
Messenger RNA from Danio aesculapii, 1559 nucleotides. It is a transcript of the gene lcp2b, whose product is annotated as lymphocyte cytosolic protein 2b. The transcript has 15 exons. Gene Ontology annotation, biological process: intracellular signal transduction; cell surface receptor protein tyrosine kinase signaling pathway. Bases 172 to 1374 code for a protein of 400 amino acids. Lineage: Eukaryota; Metazoa; Chordata; Actinopteri; Cypriniformes; Danionidae. The record is from RefSeq and is a predicted model, not a curated record.